Molecule: messenger RNA, 1704 nt
Organism: Ixodes scapularis (black-legged tick)
Lineage: Eukaryota; Metazoa; Arthropoda; Arachnida; Ixodida; Ixodidae
Product: fatty-acid amide hydrolase 2-B
Exons: 5
Coding region: 3-1151 (382 amino acids)
Source: RefSeq, a predicted model, not a curated record
ACAUGAAGGGGCAGCAGGCGGCCGAAGAUGCUGCCGUGGUGUCCCUUAUGCUCAGGGCCGGCGCCAUUCCCGUGGCCAUCAGCAACGUGCCCGAACUUUGCAUGUCGUCCGAUUGCCGGAACAUGCUCUAUGGAGUCACGUCGAAUCCGUACGACACAAACCGGUCUCCAGGCGGAAGCUCAGGAGGCGAGGGCAGCUUGCUCGGCUCGGCAGCGUCCGUGGUCGGCGUUGGCACCGACUUCGCCGGCAGCAUCCGGCUUCCUGCAUACCGCUGCGGAAUCUUUGGACACAAGCCGACCCACGGUGUCGUGCCCUGCGACGGCAUCAUUCCAAAAUCAGGCGAGGCUCAGAUGAGGUUGAUCACACCGGGACCCAUGUGCCGCUACGCCGAGGACCUGUUGCCCGUGCUUCGAGUGAUCGCCGGAGAGAACGCUGCCGCCCUCGGCUUAGACAAACCCGUGGACUUGAAGAAACUGAAGAUCUACUACGUCGUGGACAAUGGCAACAAGUACUUCACUAGCCUUUGCAAGGAACAGAGUCAGGCCGUUCUGAAGGCGGUGAAGUGCCUGGAGAAUCUGUGCGAAGCCAAGUCCCAGAGGGUGACCUUCGAGGAAAUGCGUCGAGGGGUCUUCAUCUGGAUAGCCUCUUUCGGACCCAGCGCCAUGCCGUUCGCUUCCCUGUUCAAGAACUUCACGGGCUCGAUGAACCCACUCAGCGAGCUUCUGCUCAAACUCGUGGGUCGGUCUCAUCACACCAUGAGCGCCAUCUGGAUCGCUCUCGGAGAGCGCCUGGGCAAAGGCGCUUCCCCGGUCGCCGUGGAAGACCUGGUCGGACAGGGACGGGAGUUCGUCCGCAAGCUGGAGGACCUCCUGGGCGACGACGGCGUCCUUAUCUUCCCGUGCAGCGGCACAAAAGUGCCGUACCACAACCAGCUGUUCUCGGUGUACAAGAACCUGCCUUUCACGUGUCUCUUCAACACGGCGAGGAUGCCCGUGACGGCGUGUCCCCUGUACCUGGACCAGGAGGGGAUGCCCGUCGGGGUACAGGUGGUGGCUGCUCGCUUCAAGGACAGGCUCUGCCUCGCCGUGGCCAGGGAACUCGAGAAAGAGUUUGGGGGAUGGAGACCAGCGGGUACACGCUCGUGUUCUUAAAAAAAAAAACUGUGUUUUUUUUACCGAUUAAUGUUUUUUUACCGAUCCACCUGACGGGCAACGGUACAAAAAAAUCAUCGUCCUGAAUAUUUCGAAACUUGUAUCGGAAACGCCAGGAGAGUAUACAAACAGGCUGCAUUUUUUCGUCUUUCGGCGAAUAUUUUUAUAGUUAUAUAGCACUUGGCAUCAUGUGCGUGUAUGAAACAUGUACGGGGAGCAUUGCAGGAAGUGCACUCCUAUGAACUGCGGUGUUCUGAAGGUGGUUUUGUGCUGUAUAUACUUAUAAAAGCUUGUGGGUCAUUACCUACGACCUGAUCUGCUUGUUCAGUCUUGUGCAUUACAAAAUAUAACGCGGAGGUUGUUCCUACUUAAUUCAUAAACGAACAUAAGCCUCGCGGUAUUCGCCUGAUUUUCAAGUGAGGUGCAGCUCGGUUGUUUGUAUAUUGUAGUCAAUGAGUGGGAACACUUGAAAGUUAAGUUGUUUUGAAAGCUAGUCAUUUAGCUUUGGGUAUCUACCUUUUUUAAUUCCUUUUUCAAGGAUAACCUUUACAAG